GGCUGGUGGGCAGGGCGCCCCCCGGGCACCGCACGCUGGGCUCCCGCCCGGCGUGCGACCCUGUGCUAGGGACGGCCGCGCCCGAAGGGGACCUGGCGCCCGUGAAGCCACAGGGACGUCAAGAAAUGGAAAGGCUGCCCUUGGCAAAUGAAGAUAAAACAAUGUCCUCCAACCUAAAAUACCUUUCUUUGGGAAUUUUGGUCUUUCAGACUACCAGUUUGGUUCUAACAAUGCGUUAUUCUAGGACUUUAAAGGAGGAGGGACCUCGUUAUCUAUCUUCUACAGCAGUGGUUGUUGCUGAAGUUUUGAAGAUAAUGGCCUGCCUUUUAUUAGUCUACAAAGACAGUAAAUGUAGUCUAAGAGCACUGAAUCGAGUACUACAUGAUGAAAUUCUUAAUAAGCCAAUGGAAACACUUAAGCUUGCUAUUCCGUCAGGGAUAUAUACUCUUCAGAAUAAUUUACUCUAUGUGGCACUGUCAAAUCUAGAUGCAGCUACCUAUCAGGUCACCUAUCAGUUGAAAAUUCUUACAACGGCAUUGUUUUCUGUGUCUAUGCUUAGUAAAAAGUUAGGUGUGUACCAGUGGCUCUCCCUAGUAAUUUUGAUGACAGGAGUUGCUUGUGUACAGUGGCCCUCAGAUUCCCAAGAGCUUGAUUCUAAAGAACUCUCAGCUGGCUCUCAAUUUGUGGGCCUCAUGGCAGUUCUCACAGCCUGUUUUUCAAGUGGCUUUGCUGGAGUUUAUUUUGAGAAAAUCUUAAAAGAAACAAAACAAUCAGUAUGGAUAAGAAACAUUCAGCUUGGUUUCUUUGGGAGUAUAUUUGGAUUGAUGGGUGUGUAUAUUUAUGAUGGAGAAUUGGUAUCAAAGAAUGGAUUUUUUCAGGGAUAUAACCAACUGACCUGGAUAGUUGUUGUCCUUCAGGCACUUGGAGGCCUUGUUAUAGCUGCUGUGAUUAAGUAUGCAGAUAAUAUUUUAAAAGGAUUUGCAACAUCUUUAUCCAUAAUAUUAUCAACACUGAUAUCCUAUUUUUGGCUACAGGAUUUUGUGCCAACCAGUGUCUUUUUCCUUGGAGCCAUCCUUGUAAUAACAGCUACUUUCUUAUACGGUUAUGAUCCCAAGCCUGCAGGAAACCCCACUAAAGCAUAGUCAUGUACUAUCUUUUACUGGUUUUCCAUCAUGGUGCACUCAGAAUCUCAACAUCAGUCUUCCACAGAGGACGUCUAUGGAUUUUCUGAAGAAACUGUCAUCCUGAAACUGAUCAUGUUGUUCAAAGGUUUGAAAAAUAUAUGUGCUUAAUGAUAAAGCAUGUACUGUAUAUGUAACAAAACACAUUACAUUUAGAAUUCAAAACUUGAAAGUGUUUCCAGGAAUUUGAAUUAGAAGAAAUAUUUGAGGAAACUUGAAAUCUAAGUUUAAAAGAAUCUACCUUUUUGAUUGGUGCAGAAAUGUCCUAUGUACUCUUUGUAAGAGCACACAAAUGUCAGAUACCAAUUUUUGCAAAUUAGAUGUAUUUACUCUUAUGAAAUGUUUUUAUCUUAUUAUUUCUGUAAAAAUAUAUCAAGUCAAAUGGAAUAUUCAAAAUUUGAAAAUUAUAAUUACCUAUACAGCUGUGAAAAAAUAGAAGUAUGAUUUGAAAAACA
Messenger RNA from Heterocephalus glaber (naked mole-rat), 1636 nucleotides. It is a transcript of the gene Slc35a3, whose product is annotated as solute carrier family 35 member A3. Gene Ontology annotation, molecular function: pyrimidine nucleotide-sugar transmembrane transporter activity. Gene Ontology annotation, cellular component: Golgi membrane. Gene Ontology annotation, biological process: pyrimidine nucleotide-sugar transmembrane transport. The record is from RefSeq and is a predicted model, not a curated record. Lineage: Eukaryota; Metazoa; Chordata; Mammalia; Rodentia; Bathyergidae.